AACAAUUAUUGCAAAGUCUCAGUUGAACCUGAGUAACACACAAAUGUCUAAAGGAAACUCUCAGCUUAGAUAUUUCACAUUAAUCCUUCAAAUCAUAUUUCUGCAAACAUCCAAUGCUUGGAAGAUCAACUGUCCUGAUUCUGCCUGUGGCGAUAUCCGUAGCAUAAAAUACCCUUUUCAUUUAAACACUGAUCCAAAACAUUGUCGUGUUUUUUCAGGAUUUGAAUUAGCUUGUGAAGGUAACCAAACCGUUAUAUGGUUAUCCUCCAAGAAGUUGCAUGUUCAAGGCAUCGACUAUGCUAAUAACACAAUUCAUUUGGUAGAUCCGACUUUACAAACACAUGAUCUAUGCUCUCUCCUACCUUCUAAGCUUAACUUUCAACAAUACGGUAAUUUCUUCUGUCGAUACUAUUAUGCAUCACGGUAUAGAGUAGCCACGCCCAUUUUCAUGUUCAAUUGUCCAUCUAAAGCUGAUGUUUACAGCUUCGGAAUGCUGCUAAUGGGAAUGUUGGACUUGAAUAGAAAUGAAGUUGCAAAUGAAGAGAAUUCCAGCCAAUAUUUUCCUUAUAAUAUUUACGAUAAGUUCAACAAGGGGAAAGAGAUUGUGGUAGAUGAAGAAGCGAAUGAUGAUGAAAAGAAGAUGGCUAGAAAGCUGAGUUUGGUUGCGUUAUGGUGCAUACAAACAAAUCCGAUACAACGCCCUUCAAUGAGUAAAGUAGUACAAAUGCUUGAAGGCGAAGUUGAAGCGCUAGAAGUACCUCCUCAGCCUCUUCAAUCUCCACCGAUUGUCCAUCAGAUCAUGGAAAGUUCUACGACAUUAUCGUCUGAUUCAAUAGCUUUGUUAGAUAAUUCCGUGGAGGUAGACAUUUAUGCUGAUUGAUUAUAGUUGAUGUAAUGUUUAUGUGAAAUAAACAUAGCAAACCAACAAUGUUUGGGACAAAGAAUUGUGUUGUUAUUGUUGUACUAGUUAUAUUAAUGACAUAAUACAUAAAUAUGCCCUUUAA
Messenger RNA from Solanum lycopersicum (tomato), 1004 nucleotides. The record is from RefSeq and is a predicted model, not a curated record. NCBI's taxonomy places the organism in Eukaryota, Viridiplantae, Streptophyta, Magnoliopsida, Solanales, Solanaceae.